AUGAACACGGAGGGGCUCCCGCUGAAGGUGCUGUCCGAUGCUGUCGGCACCACCGUGUCGUUGGAGUUAAAAAAUGGGGAGCUUUACACCGGUACGCUUAGCGAGGUGGUGGACAAUAUGGGCGUGUUACUGACCUCCGCCCGCAAGACGACGAUGGCGGGACGGGAGGUGGAUAUGCCGAAGGUGUUGGUGUGUGGAACAAACAUUGUUUUUUUCCAACUUCCCGACGCGCUGCGCUGCUGUCCGCCGUUGAUGAAAAUGGGCAAGCUGCUUCCCAGCGAUCUGGACGGUAGGGGCGACGGAAAGGGAUUUGGUGCGCACCGUUCCCGUAAGAAGCCAAAGAAGUAA
Messenger RNA from Trypanosoma brucei brucei TREU927, 348 nucleotides. RefSeq names its product small nuclear ribonucleoprotein SmD3, putative (gene Tb927.4.890). The record is from RefSeq and is a predicted model, not a curated record. Gene Ontology annotation, cellular component: precatalytic spliceosome; U12-type spliceosomal complex; SMN-Sm protein complex. Bases 1 to 348 code for a protein of 115 amino acids. The transcript has a single exon. Gene Ontology annotation, molecular function: RNA binding. NCBI's taxonomy places the organism in Eukaryota, Euglenozoa, Kinetoplastea, Trypanosomatida, Trypanosomatidae. Gene Ontology annotation, biological process: spliceosomal snRNP assembly; RNA processing.